Molecule: messenger RNA, 799 nt
Organism: Nicrophorus vespilloides
Lineage: Eukaryota; Metazoa; Arthropoda; Insecta; Coleoptera; Silphidae
Product: estradiol 17-beta-dehydrogenase 8
Exons: 3
Coding region: 1-747 (248 amino acids)
Molecular function (GO): oxidoreductase activity, acting on the CH-OH group of donors, NAD or NADP as acceptor
Source: RefSeq, a predicted model, not a curated record
AUGUCGGUACUUGGAAAGUUGGCUCUUGUUACAGGAGCUGCCUCUGGCAUCGGAAGGGCCACUUGUCGGAUCCUAGCUGAUGAGGGUGCAGCAAUUAUAGCAGCAGACUGCAACCUAUCUGGAGCUAAAGACACCAUUGGAAGUUUAAAGUCAUCACAUAAUAAUGAAAACCUUGCCCUUACCAUGGCUGUGGAUGAAUCAAGCAGUGUGAAAAAAGGCUUGAAACUCAUUCUGGAACAGUACAGUAAACCACCUUCGAUUGUGGUGAACUGUGCUGGAAUCACCAGAGACAACUUCUUGCUCAAAAUGUCUGAGCAGGACUUUGAUGAUGUUAUCCGAGUCAACCUGAAAGGAACCUUCCUUGUAAUGCAGACCUUUGCCAAUGCUGUAAUCCAAUACAAAAUUAACAAUGCUUCAUUUAUUAAUAUAGCAAGCAUAGUUGGGAAACAUGGAAAUAUUGGACAGGCAAAUUACUGUGCCAGCAAGGCUGGUGUUGAAUUGCUGACUAAAACUGCAAGCAAAGAGUUUGGUAAGUUUGGAAUAAGAUGCAAUGUCAUCUUGCCUGGAUUCACAGAUACACCAAUGGUUAAAAUGGUCCCUGAAAAAGUUAAACAGAAACUAAUACCUUUCAUAUCAGCUGGACGUUUUGGUUUACCAGAAGAAAUUGCUCAAACGAUAGCAUUCUUGGCUUCUGAGAAAAGUUCCUAUGUGAAUGGUGCAUCGAUUGAAGUGACUGGAGGAUUUUAAUGUAGAUACACAUGUGCAUUUUUUUUAGCUAACUAACUAAAUAUAAUAAAUU